This is a messenger RNA of Orcinus orca (killer whale), 4428 nucleotides long. RefSeq names its product Ras and Rab interactor 2 (gene RIN2). The transcript is spliced from 10 exons. Gene Ontology annotation, biological process: signal transduction; vesicle-mediated transport. Lineage: Eukaryota; Metazoa; Chordata; Mammalia; Artiodactyla; Delphinidae. Bases 322 to 2895 code for a protein of 857 amino acids. Gene Ontology annotation, cellular component: cytosol; endocytic vesicle. The record is from RefSeq and is a predicted model, not a curated record. Gene Ontology annotation, molecular function: small GTPase binding; guanyl-nucleotide exchange factor activity.
CACGAGGACUGCCGUUCCGGUCACCCCUCAGGUUUGGGAGCUGGGGGUGUGGUAGCCGCUCCAGAAGAAGCUCUCUGUAGGAGGUGGGAGUGGCCUAGGAACCAGUUGUCUGGGUUCCCGUUAAGCCCUGUGAAGGCACUUGAAUUUUACACCUUCUCCAUUCCUCCUGGCAUCAGAACCUGGAAAGCUAAAGUUCUGUCUGUCACAUCCACCUACUCACAGUGAUGGAAACGGUAACGCAGUGGGAUCCUCCGUGUGCAAAGUAGAAUUCAGUGUAGCCCGUGUCAGUCUCCAGAAGGUUUAAAGGGAGCACUAAAGAGGAUGGACUCGUUUUGCAUUCUCAGCAUGGUGAGACACAAGGACGAUGGCUACCCCGAGGAAAAGGAUGUGAAGACCUGUCCCCGGGACUCUGGCUACGACAGCCUGUCCAACAGGCUCAGCAUCUUGGACCGGCUCCUGCACACCCACCCCAUAUGGCUGCAGCUGGGUCUGAGCGAAGACGAGGCGGCAGGAGUCCUACGGGCACAGCCUCCGGGGAUCUUCCUGGUUCGUAAAUCCACCAAAAUGCAGAAGAAAGUCCUCUCCCUUCGCCUGCCCUGUGAAUUUGGAGCCCCACUCAAGGAAUUUGCCAUAAAGGAAAGCACAUACACCUUUUCCCUGGAAGGCUCAGGAAUCAGUUUUGCGGAUUUAUUCCGGCUCAUUGCUUUCUACUGCAUCAGCAGGGACGUCCUGCCGUUUACCUUGAAGUUGCCUUAUGCCAUUUCAACAGCCAAGACUGAGGCUCAGCUUGAAGAACUAGCCCAACUGGGACUAAAUUUUUGGAGCUCUCCAGCUGACAACAAACCCCCAAACCCUCCACCUCCCCAUAGGCCUCUCUCCUCCGACGGUGUGGGUCCUGCCUCGCGUCAGCUCUGCCUUAUAAAUGGAGUGCAUUCUAUAAAAACCAGGACGCCCUCGGAGCUGGAGUGCAGCCAGACCAACGGAGCCCUGUGCUUUAUUAAUCCUCUGUUCUUCAAAGUGCACAGCCAGGAGCUCGGCGGAGGCCCGAAGCGGCCCUGCACCCGGACUCCCCCCGACGCGAAUGGCACGGACAGGCCUCGGUCCCCCCCACCCCGGCCCCCGCCCCCCGCUAUUAAUAGUGUGCACGGCAGCCCCCAGCUGUCCGGGCCCGCGGCCGCCGCGAGCAUGCCGGAAACCGUGGCCCAUCACCAACACGGCGACGGAGCUCGGCUUGGAGCGAAACCAACCCCCGUCCCUCCGCCCCGGCUCAAGAAGCAGGCGUCUUUUCUCGAGGCGGAGGGCGGCGCCAAGACCUUGAUCGGCGGCCGGCCUCGCCCGGAGCCCGCGGCGGGCUCGGCCGGCGGCGCAGGUGGAGCCCCGGCGGCGGUGGAGGCGGUGGAGGAGGAGGCCCCGCGGGAUUGCACAAGGGCCCGACCGGCCGCCGCCCCUGCAUCCCCAUCCCGGGCCCCGUGGCGCGGAGGCCGACAGAGGCUGAGUGACAUGAGCAUUUCCACUUCCUCCUCCGACUCGCUGGACCUGGACCGCAGCAUGCCCCUGUUUGGCUACGAGGCGGACACCAACAGCAGCCUGGAGGACUACGACGUGGAGAGCGACCAGGAGACCAUGGCCCCCCCCAUCAAGUCCAAGAAGAAGAGGAACAGCUCCUUCGUGCUGCCCAAGCUCGUCAAGUCCCAGCUCCGCAAGAUGAGCGGGGUGUUCAGCUCCUUCCUGACCCCCGAGAAGCGCAUGGUGCGCAGGAUCGCCGAGCUGGCCCGCGACAAGCGCACCUACUUCGGCUGCCUGGUGCAGGACUACGUGAGCUUCCUGCAGGAGAACAAGGAGUGCCACGUGUCCAGCACGGACCUGUUGCAGACCGUCCGGCAGUUCAUGACCCAGGUGAAGAACUACUUGUCCCAGAGCUCGGAGCUGGACCCCCCCAUCGAGUCGCUGAUCCCCGAAGACCAAAUAGAUGUGGUAUUGGAAAAAGCCAUGCACAAGUGCAUCUUGAAGCCCCUGAAGGGCCACGUCGAGGCCAUGCUGAAGCACUUCCACGUGGCCGACGGCUCAUGGAAACAACUCAAGGAGAACCUGCAGCUCGUGCGGCAGAGGAAUCCACAGGAGCUGGGCGUCUUCGCCCCCACCCCUGACUUUGUGGACGUGGAGAAAAUCAAAGUCAAGUUCAUGACCAUGCAGAAGAUGUAUUCACCAGAAAAGAAAGUCAUGCUGCUGCUGAGGGUCUGCAAACUCAUCUACACCGUCAUGGAGAACAACUCAGGGAGGAUGUAUGGAGCUGAUGACUUUUUACCGGUCCUGACCUAUGUCAUAGCCCAGUGCGACAUGUUGGAACUGGACACAGAGAUUGAGUACAUGAUGGAACUCCUGGACCCAUCCCUGUUACACGGAGAAGGAGGCUACUACCUGACCAGCGCCUACGGAGCACUUUCCCUGAUAAAGAAUUUCCAGGAAGAGCAGGCAGCGAGACUGCUGAGCUCUGAGGCCAGGGACACCCUGAGGCAGUGGCACAAGCGGAGGACCACCAACCGGACCAUCCCCUCAGUGGACGACUUUCAGAAUUACCUCCGGGUUGCAUUCCAGGAUGUCAACAGUGGCUGCACGGGAAAGACCCUCCUUGUGAGGCCUUACGUCACCACGGAGGACGUGUGUCAGCUCUGUGCCGAGAAGUUCAAGGUGGCCGACCCCGAGGAGUACAGCCUCUUCCUCUUUGUGGACGAAACGUGGCAGCAGCUGGCAGAGGACACAUACCCUCAGAAAAUCAAGGCCGAGCUGCACAGCCGGCCACAGUCCCACGUCUUCCACUUUGUCUACAAGCGCAUCAAGAAGGAUCCUUACGGCGUCAUCUUCCAGAACGGGGAAGAAGAGCUCACCGCCUCCUAGGAGACACGCGAGGCUUCCCAGUGGUGCAUCCGAAGAGCGGAGUUAGGAACCUGGCCUCUGGCUUCCACGUGCUUGUGCUUGCAAAGCAGUCACCUCCUUGGGGUCCGCUCGGUUCAGUGACGGAGCCAUCCACAGGCCGACUCGGCCAAGGGCACCUUUAGCCACGACGCCCAAGCACAGUAGCUGAGGUUCAUGAAACAGUAGGAUCCGUCCUUCAGAGAUGGAGAACUGAAUCUGAUGGUUCAGGUGUCCCGAGAUCGUUUGCUGCCUACCCCCAGCCAGGCACAGGGUUGGCUCACGUGUAUGUAUACGUACUGAAUGAACAUUUAAGGUACAAGCUCUUCUCUUGAGUUCAACAGCAGGCGUUUGACAAGACUGUCCGAUGCAGUGCAUCAAGGACCUCUCAGUUCAGUGGGUGCCUUCAUCCUUUCCUUCCUUUCUUCUUUUUUUUACGAAGAGCCUUUGCGUUUUUAUAUAUUUCAUAGAAAUUUUUAUAGCAGUUGCAGGUAAACUGUCAGGAUUGGUUUUUAAAAUAUUUUUGUAACUUUAAGAUAUUCUAUAAUUAUGCAUGUGAUUUUAACAUUUAAUAUGCAACAAGAAAUCUCUUGCUGGAUUUGAGAGUAUUGCAUUUUAAAAGUCUCUCUUCUGUAACUGGAUGUUUGAGCAACUUUGUGGGGAGAGACUGCUGGGUUUCUUACAGCGAUGUAUUACUGACACUGGCCACAGAAUGCCUUUGGAAAUCCAACGUACUGUUAUUACCUUGUUCACGCUCAGUGGUAUCGCGUUGUUUUGUGCUUUCACCAAGUGGUGCUGGGGAUCAGGAAAGAAAUGAAUGUAGAGAGAGGUCGAGAGGGAAAUACAGACUCUAACAGAGGACUAAGGGGUGGAGUCUGCUGGUUCAGACUCCUUGAAGGAAGUGGGAAAAGGAGAUAAAAGGAACCACCUAUGCUGAAAAUACUGUAAAUGUGCAGUGAGAUUUGCAAAAUCUGUCCCAUGUUAUUUGCUUUCGGAAGCAAUUUUGAAAACCCCACGAGGAAAAAAAAAAAAAAAGAACACCACUUUUUUUUUCCUUUUCCACAUAAAUCAAAACUAACAGCAUCAGAUUAUUUUGGGCAGAAACCAUGUAUUGUGAGUUUCAUUGAGUUAAAUAAAUGCCAUUUGGAAAGGAGUUUGCAAAUGCACCAAAAAGCCCAUCUGUGUUGUAGAAUGUGUGGCGGAAGUUAAAUUUCUGUUUUAUGAAACCUGUUUGGGCGGGGCCUGGGGAGGGGCGGUUUGCACAGGGGAUGAGGGUCUCGUAUCAACAUAACAAAGGUAGUUACAAAAACAUGUUAUUGUACUGUGUAAGGAUGCGUAGUCAUCUAAUUUUGUUGGCUUUGUACCUUGUACCUUUUUAAGCUUUUGCUGUACAUCUGGAACCCUCAACACAUACUGUGUUGUACUUCCUUUUGUAAAUGAUUUUUUUAAUGGAAUUUUGCACAUAAUACAUUGUAAUACUGUGCGAUAAUCAUGUGUGAAAAUAAUUCUUGAAAUAUU